Astyanax mexicanus (Mexican tetra) is the source of this 1773-nucleotide messenger RNA. RefSeq names its product cilia and flagella associated protein 299 (gene cfap299). Bases 15 to 713 code for a protein of 232 amino acids. The record is from RefSeq and is a predicted model, not a curated record. NCBI's taxonomy places the organism in Eukaryota, Metazoa, Chordata, Actinopteri, Characiformes, Acestrorhamphidae. The transcript has 6 exons.
CGUUAGGAGACAGUAUGGAGGAGGAGGGCUCGACCGCUAUGGACGGAAUCAUUACUGAGUUUAACAUUUAUGAAGACUACCUAAACUCCUGGAUAGGACCCAAAGACCUUUAUUACAUUGAGGAUGAGAAAUUGGCCCGCCAGCUGGUGGAGCUGGGCUACAGGAGCAGUGGCGAGGUCCUGAAGAGGGAGGAAUUCGAGACAAGGAAAGCAGCUGCGGAGGCCUUGAGGCUCUCCAACAAGACCCAGCAGAAGACCCUGGCAAGUGCAGGAAAAGAACUCAAAGAUAACUUCCUGAGAGUGCUGGCUGAGCGUGAGGAGGCCAACCGCAGUGGGAAAAUGACUUCCAUCAUUUUCAUAAGGGACCAAAAUUCUCAUGGACAGGAAAUAUCUGGGUAUAUAGACUACUCCCACAGACUCCGAUCCGAAGACUUUGAACCAUAUUUCAGCGGAAAGAAAAGACUCCUGCCAAGACCGACCGACUUAAGUUUCUACAAUUGGAAAACCCAAGUAGCGACAUCGAAUGACACCACAAACUACCAGGUGAUUGCAGAGAAUCCAACUGGUUUGGUCUUCAAGAAUAAAAGAGACAGAAAAAUCCUAAAUGUUGAUCCAAAGGCAUCACCUGGAGACAACUCCUUCAGAACUACCAUCUCUUCUGACCUCUACCUCCAAUGUGUCAUCUAUGACCACAACACCAGGAUGAAAGUCUAAGUCAAAAUACUCCAAAAACUCACAACUUAAACUUAACCAUCAUAAAUCACUCAUUUACAAACAAAGAUCAACAGUUAUAUAUAAAUAUCUGAAGCUCCCGCUGAGCUCCAGUGGAAUGAUGGCCCUUGUGAAAAAAAGUACAUUUAAAUUAUGCUGAAAAAGGUCUGUUCUUAAGUUAUGUUAUUUUGUAACCACUUAUUCGUACUUAAUUACUACAUUACUAUAUAUAUUCAUAUUGAGUAUACUAGUCAUAUGUUAUUUUCGCCCCUAUUUAUUACAAUUUAAGUAUAUUUGCAUAAGCUGUCCAAUGGAACAUUAAAAACAAAUUAAAAGUGUGAUUAAAAUAUAGAUUUAACAUCACAUUCAUUUUGAAUAGUGUACAUAAACUGGUAAAAAAGCAAGAUAUCUGCAAACAUCAGCUGUUAAAGUUUGUUUACCUACACUAAACUAACUACGGUAAUCUUUUAAAGUAUAGUUUUAACAAAUACAGUUUUAAUAAGCACAGUUUAAUUAAUAUGAGCAACACAAAAUUAAUGUUUUGCUCUUUACAACUCUUUACGUAAAAAAAAUACAUCAUGUGCCUUUAGGGGCUCCAUAUAAAUAUAGGAGGAAAAAUAUACUUUAAUUAUUUUGCAUAUAGUUCAAGUACACUAUUAUUAUAUUUAAACAUAAUAAAAUAUCUCCCGGUGCUGCACAUCAUUCGGGAAUUUUUUGCACUCUAUAAAUCAAAUAUUUCUCAUUUGAACACACUACUCAAUCUCACAUACUGCUUCUGCGUACUGUUUAGUAUGGAAGUAUACGAUUUAGGAUGCAGCCUUGGUCAGUGGAACACUCUGCAAUUAAACCACGUUAUAAAGCAAAGUUAAUCUCUAAUUUCAUCUGCAGGGAAGUUGUUUUAAUCCCCUGUCCUUUACAUGCUUUGCCUUGUGUUGUGCAGAAAAUCUGGAUGUUGGAAUUGGAGCAGCGAUGCUCUAUUUGAACCUGGUGUCCUUAUGGCAAAAGACUGUACUGUAAUAUAUGUUGAAACUUGGAAAUAAACAGCUUUGAAAAUCCCAUAAAA